AUGGCUCGGUCUCGAAAGAAAAGAAAAGCUUCAGCGCAGGACGUCCCACAUGGAGACCCAGAAGAAAGUACUCCUGAGACUCAUCAAGGAAUAGUAGAGCCAUCUGCACCUACUCACCGUAUGGGCCACGAGAGUUCCAAAUUGAAGGCUUCGAAAUCUAUAACUGCUCUAGGUUUGAGCUCAGACGACAAGUUGGUUGCCAUCGCACUUGAGAAACGCAUAAGCAUCUAUAAGCGAGUGGGUAGCACUUUCAAAUUCAUUGAUGAAUCAGGAGAAGAGCCAAUCAACAUCUUGCAACUUUCCUUUGCACCAAAUGCGACAACAAACAAGAUCAAAGUUUGGUAUCUCAAUAGCGAAGGGAAAAUACUGGAUCCCUCGGGCGUUCAGAAAGUCGACAUGUUGCAGCUUUCGACCGAAGCAGCUGAAGGAAUAACUACGAAGCUUGUCCGUACCCAUGGGUGGCGACAAAAUGAGGAAGCGAUUUUGCCAAUACAACAGGCAAUCAAGGACACAUUGAGCAAAGCAUUGGAUACCCAUAUGAGCGAGUAUCAAACCAAGCUGGAAGGAAAUACUGCACUCUUCAGUCCGGACGGGAAAUUCAUGAUAUGUUUCACCCAGGACGAAGCUUUCAGGACCAAAGAACCUUGGCAUCUCCAGGAAAUCAUAGUCUGGAAUAUCGAAGCCAGGCGGCCUCGACACAACUUAACUAGCAAUUCGGGUACAUUCCUGUGGGUGAGCAUUAGUCCAGACUCAAAAUUGAUUGCAGCCAUUCAAAGGGACAACACGGUUCUAUUUUGGUCGGCCGACAGUGGCAAUCUCAAAAGCUUCCCUUGCCUUACUCACACUGCUGGCGCAUGGAGUGGGAGAUUCUCCCCGGAUUCUAAACAGAUCGCCUUGGUCCUGGACGGCACUGGACCAUCGAAGAUAAGAAUCUUUAACAUAGCCACUACAGCCAUGAUAUUCGAGUGGGAGUGUCCUGCAUUUUCAAUCGAAUCUAUGGAUUGGAGUCCUAAUGGCAAACUCCUGGCUACCGCAGGCCACUCUGGUGAGUUUAUCCUCUGGGAUGUUACAAACGGGCUGGAAAGGAUGAAAUGGCUUCCGUAUCAACGUGGGGUGGAAGAUGAUCCGGAUUCCUACUUGACUUCCGACAUACAGUUUUUCGAUGGUGGAAAGAAGCUCGUCUAUAACUGGAGUGGUGUGGCCACUAUGGUCUAUGAUUUCGUGUCCCUUGCUAUGCAUGAGUUUCCCCCGGGUGCGGCGGGUGUUAGAGGACGAGUUUGCUCCAGCAAUUCUGAGUUCCUACUCAUCGCUCAUAAUGAUUCGACAUUGAGGCAGUGGAAGCUGGGUUAG
Aspergillus costaricaensis CBS 115574 is the source of this 1350-nucleotide messenger RNA. Its product is annotated as WD40 repeat domain-containing protein. The transcript has 2 exons. Lineage: Eukaryota; Fungi; Ascomycota; Eurotiomycetes; Eurotiales; Aspergillaceae. Gene Ontology annotation, molecular function: protein binding. The record is from RefSeq and is a predicted model, not a curated record. Bases 1 to 1350 code for a protein of 449 amino acids.